Molecule: messenger RNA, 1833 nt
Organism: Tigriopus californicus
Lineage: Eukaryota; Metazoa; Arthropoda; Copepoda; Harpacticoida; Harpacticidae
Gene: bwa
Product: alkaline ceramidase-like
Exons: 3
Coding region: 442-1266 (274 amino acids)
Biological process (GO): ceramide metabolic process
Cellular component (GO): membrane
Molecular function (GO): hydrolase activity, acting on carbon-nitrogen (but not peptide) bonds, in linear amides
Source: RefSeq, a predicted model, not a curated record
UUGGCCGGGCCAUGGAAGCUUACGUCCGCCACUGAUGAUCGUGCCUUCAAGGGGCUUGGCUUGGUCCCUCCAUCAGACUUCACAACUGUGUCUGUCAUAUAGGUGUUGGGUGCACAUGUACUCACGAGCAAUCAUACGUAGAGUAUGUGUAACGCAGGAGGGUGAGGGGAGCGAAAAGGAAGAAAGAACAGACGUGUUCUGUCGUCAUCAGAGCAUCUAUCCAUUCACCGUUGAGCUCGUUAUUUGCAAACUUGCACUUGAGCUUGACAGUCGUUCGUGAAAUUCUCGGGAAGAAAAACAUCAGCACUCUUGCAUCAUGUUAUUAAAGAAAAGUUCCUUUGGAUUCGUUGAGAACUAGAGAGGAAGUGAACACAAGGAUAAGACGGAGUGGAGCUCAAAUAUACUUUGACCAAGCAGUGUUCCUAACUAACAGUGUCAAUUAUGUCUCAACACUUUUCACGAGGAAGUUCCCCUGUGGAUUGGUGUGAGGAGAAUUAUUCCUACUCCCCUCUCAUUGCGGAAUUCUUCAACACGGUGUCCAACGCCCUAUUUCUCGUGAUGCCCCCAUUCCUCAUGCAUCUCCAUAAACCCUAUUCCUAUUCCAUGGGACCUGGGAUUCAAGUAAUAUGGGUCCUUCUCAUUGUGGUUGGCGCUUCAUCGGCCUAUUUUCACGCCACAUUGUCGCUUUUGGGACAGCUUUUGGAUGAGGUGGCAAUCUUAUGGGUGGUCAUGGCAGGAUUUGCCAUGUGGUUCCCCAAAGCCGCCAUGCCCCCUCAAGUGAAAGACAAAAGAGGCCGAAGAACUUUCAUCAAUAUGGUCAUUGUGCUCACCAUUCUCAGUACAUCGCUCGGGUUCUUGCAACCCGCGUUCAACGCGUUCUUCCUCAUGACACUGGGCGUGCCCUCAAUCUGUAUGCUGAUGUACAAUCUUCGGAAGGAGCCCGAUAACCGAACCCGGAGCUUGGGUCGUCGAUGCAUCUUAUUAUGGGUGUUUGCCGUGGCUUGCUGGGUCAACGAUCGACUCCUGUGCGAUGCUUGGACUUCCAUGGGAUUUCCUUACCUUCACGGAUUCUGGCACGUGCUCAUCUUUCUGGCAGCUUACACGGGAGUGGUUCUCUUCGCGUAUUUCGACGUCAAGAAUCACAAUCCGUAUGAAACCCCCGAGAUUCGAUAUUGGCCGGUUAACACCUUUGAGUUGGGGGUACCCUAUGUUGAGCUUAAGAGCUUUCGCUACAUGAAGGACGGGCAGAAAUCUCACCAUUUGUGAGCACCACGGGAUGUUGUACAUGCACUUAAGCCUUUUUGAAUCAACUUAGUGACCUAUGGAAAUUUGGUGCCAUGGGGUUGUACAUACAAAGUCAUUCUUUGAAGCCUGCACUUCGUUCGUUUACCAAAGAUUCCCAUGAUUAUUGAUUGCAAAACACCCAAGUGAUCUGUUACUCAUUGGCCUGAUACUUUUUCAUGCUUCAUCCUCAAUGAUAUGUACAGAUUUGAGCCUUCAUAUCGGACCUGCAAACACUGUUUUCCGUAAAACAUUUUGCUAUGCAUUCAAGUUCAGCAGCAGUUCAAUUCUUUCAGUAAAUCCACUCCAAGUUUUGGGAUCGGAUUAACCUUCAGCAUUGCAUUGAUAAUUGUGACUAGCGAUGUCUUUCCUUGUAACUUAAAAGUCUUUUUGUCUCUCACCUCGAAAAUCUAUUGUCAAAGUACGCAAGAGUGAAAUCUGCCAAUAAUUUCACAGGGUUCUGUUCGGCUUCUCCCACCUGCUUAACAAAACGCAGCAAUGUGUCAGUUUAUGCCUAUGUGUUAUUGGAAAAAUAUAUUCUUUCAAGUCUCA